This is a messenger RNA of Danio aesculapii, 895 nucleotides long. It is a transcript of the gene illr3, whose product is annotated as immune-related, lectin-like receptor 3. The record is from RefSeq and is a predicted model, not a curated record. The transcript is spliced from 9 exons. Bases 1 to 825 code for a protein of 274 amino acids. Lineage: Eukaryota; Metazoa; Chordata; Actinopteri; Cypriniformes; Danionidae.
AUGAGUUCAGUCUACGAAAAUUCUGCUUUCGCCUUUUCAACAGGUAACUCCAGCAAUUACCGAGAAAGUAAAAGGGAAGUCAAUACUGCAAAGUGGACUAAAGUUCUGCUGAUUGUUUUCUCUGUCUCUCUGGUUUUUGCUCUUGGAGGUCUCUGUGCAGUAAGGAUACAGUAUGUCAGGGUUUCAGCGCAGUUGUCUGCCCAGGAAACUAAUGGCACAAUCAUGUCCAGACAGCUUGAGAAACUUACAGCCAACUUUACCACAGUUAGAGAUAAUCUCCACAUUAAUGAAAUGAUGAUGAUAGAGCUCACAGCAAACUACAGCCGAGUUAAAGAACAACUGUCCAUUUCUGAAGAGACGGUUAGAAAGCUGAGCAGAUUUAAUCAAAGCAGCGGCUGUGCGCUGUGUGCCCUUCACUGGACUCAUUCUGGAGGAAAGUGUUACUACUUCUCUACGGUCAAGAUGAACUGGACACAGAGUCGAGAUCACUGUGUGACCAAAGGAGGACAUUUAAUGAUCAUAAGCAGCAAAGCAGAGCAGGAUUUUCUGACCUCUAAUGUUAAAGAGACUCACUGGAUUGGUCUUAAUGAUUUGGACACUGAAGGACGCUGGGUUUGGGUGGACAACCAGCCACUUAGCCAAACAGUAGAAUUCUGGAUGAAGCGAGAGAAUGGGGUCAGUGAGCCUGAUAACUGGACCAAACAGCAUGUGGAUGGUGAAGACUGCGCUAGUCUGGGUCACCCAGGUGGAGAGACAGAUUUCUGGACCGACGCUUACUGUUUUGAAGAGAAAAGAUUUGUGUGUGAAGCUGCAGCAGCUGUUUGAUUCGAUCCUCAAAAUACACUUCUGUCAUUAGUAUCACGGCUUAUUAAUCAAGUCACUUUCGCAAAGUUUA